UCCAUUUUGUAAAAAAAAUACAUUGGAGAAAAUGUAUUCAAACACGAAAACUCAUUGCUAAAAUAAAAUUUAUUAAAAAUUAUGUUUGCAAACUUUAAUCCAAAAUGUCCUAGGAAUUUAUUUUACCACGCUAUCCAUUUUUUUGCGUGCCUUACGAAUUUAUCAAAAACUCUUGUCCACUACUUAUGUAGCGGAUACCUCCCAAAUAAAUCUUAUUAAUUUUUUUUAUAACAUUCGCUACUUAUUCAUUACAUCCCAACUCAUUUAUGUUUUUAAGGCCGAAAAUACUACAAGGGGUUAACCGACCCGACCCGACCCGAACCAGUAACCGACCCGAUCGGGACGAUCCGAAACUUUUUCUUCAUGCUUUUUUGUCUUGGUUCAUCAAUGGAGGAUCCGAGUAGAAAACGAGUUCCUUCUCAUUUCUCAUUCUAGAGAGAGAGAGAGAGAUUACACAAUGACAGUAGCAGCAGGAAUCGGGUACGCGUUGAUAGCUCUAGGACCAUCUCUCUCCAUCUUCGUUUCCGUCAUUUCCAAAAAGCCAUUCUUAAUUCUAACUGUUCUCGCCAGUACAUUAUUGUGGCUUAUAAGCUUGAUAGUGUUGUCUGGAAUAUGGAGGGGUUUUCUUCCACUGAAUUCAACUGCAUGGUGGCCUUAUGGAAUACUCAUUUUAUCAUCUGUUGCUUUUCAAGAAGGCCUUAGGCUUUUCUUCUGGAAAAUAUUCAAGAGGUUAAAAGAUAUUUUAGAUGCUUUUGCUGAUAAAGUAGCAAAGCCACAUCUUUUCCUGACAGAUAAGAUGCUGAUUGCUCUGGCUGGUGGUUUGGGUCAUGGUGUAGCCCAUGCCGUGUUCUUCUGUAUCAGUCUAUUAACUCCUGCAUUUGGACCAGCUACAUAUUUUGUUGAUAAGUGUUCAAAGGUUCCAUUUUUCCUUCUUUCUGCGAUUAUUGCUCUUGCAUUUGUCACCAUCCACACCUUUUCAAUGGUCAUUGCAUUUAAUGGGUAUGCAGAGGGGAACAAAGUGGAUCGUUAUUUUGUUCCCAUUGUUCACGUAGUUGCAGGGAUGGUGACAAUGGUAAAUCUGGCACCUGGGGGUUGUGCUGUUGGCAUUCCUCUCCUUUAUUUCACCGCGAUCUUGACCUUAAUUCAUUGUGGGAGGAUGGUUUGGAGAAGAUUGACGGAAAACCCAAUAAGACCGACUCACUCGUAAUAAGUGAUAAUAUUUUGUAAAAGGGUUACUGUGAGGCAUCGGUAGUUUCAUCGAAGCAGGUUUAUGGAAGUCUUACUGAGAGAAGCUGAAGUCUUUAGACAUUUAUGUCCAGCAAACAAAAAAAGGUAGUUAGAUUAGUAAAGAGAUUCAUGUUAACGCUUUGAAAUUUCACUUUAUGUUGGAUGUAGUUCCUUCUAAUUUUAAAAUAUGUACUCUGUUAAAUUGGUGUAUUAUAAUAAGUGUAUAUAUAUGUUUUCACCUUGAAAUGAAACCAUCUUUUAACUUAA
This is a messenger RNA of Trifolium pratense (red clover), 1494 nucleotides long. RefSeq names its product gamma-secretase subunit APH1-like. Lineage: Eukaryota; Viridiplantae; Streptophyta; Magnoliopsida; Fabales; Fabaceae. Gene Ontology annotation, molecular function: protein-macromolecule adaptor activity. Gene Ontology annotation, biological process: protein processing; positive regulation of catalytic activity. The coding region runs from base 458 to 1207 and encodes 249 amino acids. Gene Ontology annotation, cellular component: membrane; gamma-secretase complex; endoplasmic reticulum. The record is from RefSeq and is a predicted model, not a curated record. The transcript has 7 exons.